AUGGGCGCGCGAGCCGACGAGGCGCGUAGCGAGCUGCUGCGAGUGCGGCGCGACAUCCACACGGUGGAGGAGCAGCUGGCGCGAGCGACACACGAGCUGGACGAGGCAGCCAAGGCGGGCGAUCGGGAGCGAGUGGACGACCAUCGCCGGAUGCGGAAUUGCCUAUGGAAGGAGAAGGAGCAGCUGCGCAUCCAGGAAACCAUCUUCUUGAAGAUCGCCUUCGCGGAUUUUCCAGCGCCCAAUAUGAUGGCAUCCCCAGGUUCGCACGCCUUCUCCUCGCCCGCGCUCCCCUCGCCUCUGCACCUCCAACAUCAAGCGCAAAUGGCGCCGCAUACCGCGCAGCUCGGGCCGCCUCCAUUUAACAACCCCCCCCUGGGCGGGUCGUCGCUGUCGGGGUCGCCGUCGCUGAUGGGCGCGUGCGACCCCGCGCUGACCCCCCUGCACACCGCCACACUCAUGCCCGGCGCCAGCCCCCCCGAUUGCUUCUCCUUGGGCGGCCCUUCCCCGUCUCCCCUCCAAACCCCGCUGUCUGGUCCCGGCGGAGCAAUGGGCAUGGGCGCGCAAGGAGGGGGCGGGCAUUUCACAUCCACGGGAAUGUCUGCGGGGCAGUCGCUUCUUGGGAUGCUGCCCACCUCGCCCGCCAUGCGCCCCGCCUCUGGGACACCCGCAUCUGGCAACGGCGGGCGGAUCGGCCGGCGGAGGAGCGCGAUGUCCCCCGGGCUUGCGCCGAUGCAGAGCGGCGCAAUGCUGAUGGGCGGAGACAUGGGGGAGAUGGCGAACCCCGAGGGGUACGAAGUGAGUCGGAACCUCGACGCGCGCGUGGAGGACGUGUGGCGCGAGUGGAAGGAGGGGCUCAACGGCGGCCCGUCCAUUGAGAAGCUUGAAGAGGCGCGGCGGCGCGACCGCAAGUGCGUGUGGUGGCGGCAUAAGAACGACUACAAGUACUGGCGCAAGCAGUACCGUUCUCGCCCGUGCUUCCCUCUCCCAUCCUGUCUCUUCCCUCUGUCGCCCCCGUUCCCUGUCUCCCCGCACGACCAUCUUCCCUCUCCAUGCCUCCGCCGCCCGGGAUUCUCCUCGCACGCGGCUGGUGGCGGGGGGCGCGCGGGGCAGAUGCGCAUAGUGCACGCGGUGGAGAGCAAGGCGGGCGAGUUCGCGGGCGACGUGGCGGCGGCGAUCCGCUUCUGGGACGACAUCCUGCGCGUCGAGUUCGCCGGCUCCAUCUCCAAGCUCCGCGAGGCGCUUGGCGGCGACCGCCCGCUGCCGUCCGCGCAGUCUACAGGUGGUGGCGGCGGGGGCAACGGUGCAGACGACUCCCCCGGUGCGGAGGGGCGGGGGGAAGAUGGGCGGGAGGGUUCGGGAGAGGGAAAUGACGGGGGCGGAGUGGGAGGAGGGGAGGGGAGCAAGUGGAAGAGGCAGAGGAGGGAGUUGCUGCAGCGGGGCGUGGAGAGAAUGAAGGCGUGGGCGCAGGGGGGCGCCAGCGGUGCUGCUGUGGGCGGCAGUGCGCUGAUGGCAGCAGCACUAGCGCCUGCAGGCGUGGGUGGUGUGUGUGCAGAUGGGGGCAUGGUGGGCGGCAUGGGGGGGGGGCAAGGGUCGAUGGCAGGGGCGGUGGUAGAUGGCAUGGGCACUCCCAUGGGCAUGCAGGCAGGCAUGGCGCAGCAGACACAGAUGAACGGUGGUAAUGGUUCGAGUGGGAUGGGUGCGCACGUGGUGAGCUCGCAUGAAAUGGGUGUUGUUCAGGGCGUGCUGAUGCAGCAUGGGGGGGGCAAUGGCAUGCAGCAGCAUGGGGGCGGAAAUGGCAUGCAGCAGCAUGGUGGGGGGAAUGGCAUGCAGCAGCAUGGUGGGGGGAAUGGCAUGCAGCAGCAAGGGGGAGAGCAGCAUAUGGUGGGUGGGCAUGGCGAUGGAAGCGUGAUGCAAGGGCAUGUGCAGCAGCAUGUGAUGCAAGGGUCUGGUCCCCAGCAUGGGCAGUCUGGUAUGGUGCAGCAAAUCUGA
This is a messenger RNA of Closterium sp. NIES-65, 1989 nucleotides long. Lineage: Eukaryota; Viridiplantae; Streptophyta; Zygnematophyceae; Desmidiales; Closteriaceae. The record is from the annotation of a GenBank genome assembly.